This is a messenger RNA of Penicillium brasilianum, 2827 nucleotides long. NCBI's taxonomy places the organism in Eukaryota, Fungi, Ascomycota, Eurotiomycetes, Eurotiales, Aspergillaceae. The record is from the annotation of a GenBank genome assembly.
CCUCUUCGUCUAUCACUGCUUGCUACUCGAAUCCGGAACAUGGCGUCCCCGGCUUUGCAUCAACGCAAUGCAUCUAGAUCUUCACGGCCCCGCAGCUCAACACGCGGUCCUUUAGAUGUACCAGAGGACCCUCUUUCCCUCUCCACAUUAUCCAUCUCCCCUAGUGUCGACAAACAUGAAUUAUCUCAAAACGACGGCUUCUCCGGGCCUUCCUUCCACGAGCUGGACCCGCUCGCUCCAGACGAUCUGCCAGAAACUCUAGGCAAAGAUCUUUCCUUCCUCCUGCGCCAUAAUAUAUUUCAUCCUCUCUCACAAGUUGAUAUCCAUUCACCGCUUCGCUCAGAAUUUGUUGUCCUCAACCCUGGCGAACCCCUCUCGUCCUCACUUGGUCUCCUGGAGAGGCUACUCUCAGAAGGCCGCUUCCUAGUCGCCGCACACUUCGCCAGCUCUAUCCUAACAUCCUCUUUAAUUUCACCUACGGACGUCAGAGUGAUAUUCUCCUUGUUUUACACACGACUGGCCUGCCUCGAACUAUCUGGCAACACGGUACUCGCAGCCCAGGAGUCCAAGGCUCUGGAAGAUCUCAAUUCCACCUUUUACUACAUUGACUCCAGCUUGAACGACACCGAGGCUGAUAUACAGCACGAGAAAGCUCAUGCAAACUUUUCUCGGCACAUUGUGCCAUGGCCACUUCGAGUGCUAGCGGUGCGGCUUCAAAGCAUUGGAUUUGGGGACUCUCGCAGGAGUAUUGGUGGCUUGUAUGAGAUUGGGCUGGAAGCGCGAGGGCACAUCACGAGAAAUGGUUGCAGCGAAAGCGAACGGAAGAUCUGGAGAGAGCGGCUCGCGGACCUUGGGAUCCGAAGCGUUAAUGCACUGGUGGAAAUGGGAGACCUAGAUGCAGCGAAACGAUCACUCGAGGCUCUCCGGGCCUCUGAUGAGGAUACAGAGGCCAUGAAAUUGAGAAAAGCGCUUCUUUACUUGCGAAUCGGCGACCUCGAUGCCGCAGAACGAGUUUUCGGGAAUUCUCGCGAGUCAAAGGAGGCUGCUCUUCUAAAGCCACUUCUGAGCAUGUCCGAGGGUCGCUAUCAAGAAGCAGUGACCGAGUGGCGAGCCCUUCACGAAGAUACGCAACGGACAGAUGGGGCUCUAGUAGGUCAGAAUCUGGCCGUGUGUCUUCUCUACUCUGGAAAGCUGGACGAGGCCCGCCUACUCUUAGAGGCCCAGGUUUCCGCCCACCAGUCGUUCGGCAGCCUAAUAUUCAACCUGUCGACCGUCUAUGAGCUUUGCUGCGACAGCGCUGGGAGAUUGAAGGGUCAACUGGCUGCAAUCAUCGCAGAGCAACCAGUAUCCGGCCAGACCAAUCUAGACCGGCCUAAUACUGACUUUAAGCUAUGAGACAACUGAACAAGCAUGAAAUGACCAUCAAGCCGAAUGGAUUGAGUCCAACCUCUUUCCUAUCUCGAGUGCCAAUGUGAAUAAUACCCACUCCGUGAAUGAAUGCCAAGCCUUUAAGAAUAAAUGAAAAGUGCAACCCUGAUCACACCGAACACCAUGCAUCCGACUCCAUGCAAAGAACACCCAACGCCCGAGAAUGUGCUGUACAUCCGACGUCAGGAACCCACUGUACUCGACUGCGCAGGCUCCGGGUUCGCAGGUAACCGCGUCUUCGGCCGUCUAAUGACAAUCUUCUCGCCCUCCUUCUCCCAACCGAGUUUCUCGACAUCAACUAGCUUCUCCCACGUCCAGCCCUCGUCAUCGCCCGUGCAACCGCCCACGAUCCAACUCACAUGGACAUUGAGAUACGCACUGCCAACGGCCUUGAGAGCGUGUCUUCGUACUCGAUCCACCGCCCAGUCCAUUACUGCCUGUGUAUAAGAAUCGACCGUCUUACGUACACGCCAGAAAACGAUCCAGUUAUCAUGCAUCAAUGCGUCGAGGGCCUGGUCAAUGGUUUUAUCGGAGAACUUGAAGUCCCUGCGCGCGCGGGCACGUAGCUCAAACGCCGAGACCAUAUCGUCCUGUCGACACGCAUAGUCAAGAAUCAAGUACGUGACUAUCUCUUUUACCUCGGAGUCUGGGAGCGGGUGUGAUCGCGAAUGUAGUUUGUCGAGGCUGUAGCGCAAGGACGGAAAGUAUGAUGGAGGGUGCUGGGCGCGAAUGGACAAGCGGAUGGAGAAUAUAUGAACGCGCUGGGUGAAAUCGAUAGGUGUUUCCGAAGCCGUGGCAAGGACGGCCUCACGAAGCUUGCGCAAGGAGAGAAGGAGGGUGGACAGUUCGGACGAAGGUGGGGGGAUGCUUUUCUCCGCGGGGCUUCGUUUCGAGGAAGGCAGGGCGGCUGGGGGGUUCGAGGUCGCAUCGUUCGAGGCGCUGGUAGGAAGGGAUGCAAAUGCAGCGUCGAGAGUUUUAUGGUGAUCUGCGCAGAAUUUCAUAUAUCGCGCCACGAUCUUGUCAUAGUACUCGUGUUGAGCUUGGUAGGUGAGAAGCCUUGCAUAGUCUCCGUCAGUAACCAUGACAAUCUGAUUGUGACUCUUGUUCGGCGACCAUACUUCUUAUCACCUUUGGACACGAAUCCAACAUGUUCAAGAGAGUCCGCCAGCGGCUUCAACCGGCUUCCCUGCGCCCUUGACUGCAUUGCGCGCGUGAGGGCAGUUUCGCGGGGAUGAAGCGGGCCGCUCCUACCACAGGCUAUAUGGUCAUAGCGGCCAAUGCAGUUAUGUCAUGUGAAGAUCAACAUUGUAACUGAUUUAGUUACUGACCGCCUUCAUGGUUCUUGUUCUACGUACGGAGUACACUGUCACACCUAGAACCAUAUCGUCGUAUAGAAAAU